AUGUUUCGCCGUGGUGCAAGCGGUGUUCGCGGGCGGCGCGACGACGUGAUGAGCCUGCUGGCGGACAAGGAGAACCCGAACGCGCGCGACUCGAGCGGCCGAUGCGCGCUGCACGCGGCAGCCUGGAAGGGCGACCUGCGCGUCGCCGAACUGCUGCUGCAGAGCGACGCCACCCCCAGUCCCAAGGACAAGGAGUGGAACACGCCGCUGCACUGCGCCUGCGCCUGCAAGAACGAGGCAGUGGUGGAACUACUGUUAGAGCACAAGGCUGAUGUGUCGGCGCGUGACAGAUGCUGGCGCACACCGCUGCACGUUGCUGCAGCUAACAACGCAGUGGGCUGCGCCGAACUGCUACUGCAACACAUGGCCAACGUCAACGUCACCGAUCGACAGGGCCACGCCAGUCUGCAUCAUGCCGCCUACAACGGACACCACGAGAUGUGGACCCCACUGCACGCGGCUGCCGCAAGUGGACAGGUGUUGGUGGUUGAGAUCCUCCUGGAGCUGGGCGCCGACAAGGAGGCACGCACAUCGCACGGCAACACGCCGCUGCACGUCGCCUGUCUCAACGGGCAUGCCUCUGUGGCAAGCACACUGCUAGCCUGGAAUGCGCCCAUUCAUGCCGUCAACAAUGCAGGACAGACGGCACUACACCUGGCGGCCGCAUCGACGGCAGGCGGUCAAUGCUUGGAGCUGUUGCUGGGCCACGGAGCCAACUGCAACGCGCAGAGCUGCGACGGACGCACACCCCUCCACAUGACCGCCGUUCAUGGCCGAUUUGCGCGUUCCAAGCAGCUCUUUGAUCACGGUGCGAAUAUUGACAGCGUUGACAAGAUGGGUUGCACAGCCCUGCACAUAGCCGCGUUGCACGGUCACGAAUUGCUCAGUACCACCUUGCUCAACUACCAAGCCGAUCCAUCCAAGCCUGGCUUCCAAGGACGGACUCCAUUGCACAUGUGCUGUCUGGGAGGCUUCGUCGAAUGCUGUCGCAAAAUCAUCCAAGCCGGAGUCGAUCUCAAUGCACAGGACAACACUGGCAAGACCCCCCUUCACCUUGCUGCCUUCAAAGG
Molecule: messenger RNA, 1070 nt
Organism: Nilaparvata lugens (brown planthopper)
Lineage: Eukaryota; Metazoa; Arthropoda; Insecta; Hemiptera; Delphacidae
Product: serine/threonine-protein phosphatase 6 regulatory ankyrin repeat subunit A-like
Cellular component (GO): cytoplasm
Molecular function (GO): protein binding
Source: RefSeq, a predicted model, not a curated record